Zingiber officinale is the source of this 4240-nucleotide messenger RNA. RefSeq names its product leucine--tRNA ligase, cytoplasmic-like. NCBI's taxonomy places the organism in Eukaryota, Viridiplantae, Streptophyta, Magnoliopsida, Zingiberales, Zingiberaceae. The transcript has 2 exons. Gene Ontology annotation, molecular function: ATP binding; aminoacyl-tRNA deacylase activity; leucine-tRNA ligase activity. The record is from RefSeq and is a predicted model, not a curated record. Gene Ontology annotation, biological process: leucyl-tRNA aminoacylation. The coding region runs from base 170 to 3472 and encodes 1100 amino acids.
AUUUUUAUUUUUCUCGGACCGGAAACGGCGUCUACGUUAUAUUAAACCCUAGAGAAAAGAAAACUCUCAGUCCCACAAAGUCUCUCUGGCGCCGUCUAAACUCGUCUGGCGACUCCGCUGGAGGUCGACGCCUUGGCAUAGAUUCUGGAAUUUGAUUCUGUAUAGAAAAAUGACUUUAAGUGCAGAGGAAGGUAGGAGCUUUGCUAGGAGGGACCAAUUACUUAAGAUACAGUCGAAGGUGCAAAAGAGGUGGGAAGAACACAAAAUUUUUGAGGCAGAUGCUGGAAGUAACCCACCUAAGGAGGGCGAGAAAUUUUUUGGAAAUUUCCCAUACCCCUACAUGAAUGGCAUGCUGCAUUUAGGUCAUGCCUUUACUAUAUCAAAACUUGAAUUUGGUGCUGCUUACCACAGGUUAUGUGGUCGUAAUGUGCUUUUGCCGUUCGCAUUUCACUGCACUGGAAUGCCUAUCAAGGCGUCUGCUGAUAAGCUUGCACGGGAGGUUCAAUUGUAUGGGAAUCCUCCUGUUUUUCCUUCCGUAGAAGAGGACUCUAAUGUGGAAGAUACUGGCGAAGCCAAAUCUGAAAAUGACAAUAUUGUUGCCCCUGAUAAAUUUAAGAGCAAGAGGUCCAAGGCUGCUGCAAAAUCAGGUGGAUAUAAAUCUCAGUGGGAAAUUAUGCAGUCUCUUGGUUUGUCUGAUAAUGAGAUUGCUAAGUUCCAAGAUCCACAUCAUUGGUUAAGCUAUUUUCCACCUCUAGCAAAAGAAGAUCUAAAGGCUUUUGGCUUGGGCUGUGACUGGAGACGUUCUUUUAUAACAACAGACAUGAACCCAUUCUAUGACUCCUUUGUCAGAUGGCAAAUGAGGAAGUUGAAAAAUUUGGGAAAGAUUGUGAAGGACACAAGGUAUACUAUAUACUCUCCAUUGGAUGGCCAGCCAUGUGCUGAUCAUGAUCGAGCUUCAGGUGAGGGUGUUCAGCCACAAGACUAUGUUCUGAUCAAGAUGGAAGUUGUUCCUCCUUUUACAUCGAAGUUGAAAAUUUUGGAGGGAAGGAAGGUAUAUCUAGCUGCUGCAACAUUGAGACCUGAGACUAUGUAUGGGCAAACAAAUGCAUGGGUGCUUCCAGACGGCAAGUAUGGGGCUUUUGAGAUUAAUGAAUAUGAUGUUUUCAUUAUAACACAACGCGCUGCUUUGAAUCUUGCAUAUCAAAAUCUAUCACGGGUUCCUGAGAAGCCAACUUGUUUGCUCGAGCUAUCUGGUCAUGAUCUCAUUGGGUUGCCCUUGAGGUCUCCUCUUGCUUUUAAUGAAAUAAUAUACUUACUUCCCAUGCUUACAAUCUUAACUGAUAAGGGCACAGGGAUUGUUACAAGUGUUCCGAGUGAUUCACCUGAUGACUAUAUGGCAUUGCAAGACUUGAGAUCAAAACCUGCUUUGAGAUCCAAAUUUAGGGUUAAAGAUGAAUGGGUUCUUCCUUUUGAGGUCAUACCGAUUAUUAAUAUUCCAGAGUUUGGAGACAAAUCUGCUGAGAAAGUAUGUCUUGAUCUUAAGAUCAGGAGUCAGAAUGACAAAGAUAAACUUGCAGAGGCAAAAAAGUUAACCUAUUUGAAAGGAUUCACUGAUGGUACAAUGCUGGUAGGUGACUUCAAAGGAAUAAAGGUCCAGGAAGCAAAGCCGAUGAUUAGGAAUAAACUGCUAGAAUCAGGAGAUGCAGUUAUGUACAGUGAGCCUGAGAAAAAAGUCAUGUCCAGAUCAGGUGAUGAGUGUGUUGUGGCUCUCACAGAUCAAUGGUACAUCACCUAUGGUGAGGCUGAGUGGAAGACUAAGGCAGAGGAUUGUUUGGCCAAGAUGAACUUGUACUGCAAAGAAACAAGAAAUGGUUUUGAGCAUACACUAAGUUGGCUUAAUCAAUGGGCAUGUUCUCGGUCUUUUGGACUUGGCACACGUCUUCCUUGGGAUGAGCAAUUUCUGGUUGAAUCACUUUCAGAUUCAACACUCUAUAUGGCCUUCUAUACUGUUGCUCAUCUAUUGCAAUGUGGAGACAUGUAUGGAUCUGAUCAUUCUUCCAUGAAGCCAGAUCAAAUGACUGAUGAUGUCUGGGAUUAUAUCUUUGGUGGAGGUCCUCAGCCAAAAUCAGAUGUCCCUAUGGUUCUUCUUAAAAAGAUGAAGCAAGAAUUUGACUAUUGGUACCCAUUUGAUCUUCGUGUAUCUGGCAAAGACCUAAUUCAGAACCAUCUCACUUUCUGUAUCUAUAACCAUACAGCACUGUUCUCUGAAUGCCAUUGGCCUUGUGGCUUCCGAGGCAAUGGACAUCUUAUGCUGAACUCUGAAAAGAUGUCUAAAUCAACUGGAAAUUUCAGGACUCUUCGUCAGGCCAUAGAGGAAUUCUCCUCUGAUGCCAUGAGGUUUUCCCUUGCAGAUGCUGGGGAUGGAAUGGAUGAUGCAAAUUUUGUUUUUGAAACAUCAAAUGCUGCAAUAUUAAGGCUUACCAAGGAAAUUGCCUGGAUGGAAGAAGUGUCAGCUGUUGAAUCUCAUUUGCGUUCAGGUCCACCCACUACUUAUGCCGAUUUUGUGUUUGCAAAUGAAAUUAACAUUGCAAUCAAAUCAACUGAGCAAAACUAUACUGAUUUUAUGUUCAGAGAAGCUCUUAAGACUGGUUUCUAUGACCUUCAAGCUGCUAGGGAUGAAUAUAGGCUAUCUUGUGGGCCAGUAGGUAUGAACCGCAAUUUGUUGUGGCGGUUUAUGGAUGUUCAGACUAGGCUCCUUACUCCAAUCUGUCCACACUAUGCAGAGCAUGUUUGGCAUGAUAUUCUAAAGAAGGAUGGUUUUAUUGUAAAUGCUGGCUGGCCCCUGUUUGAUGCACCUGAUCUUACUCUAAAGCUUGCUAACAAGUACUUGCAAGAUUCUAUAGUAUUCAUGAGGAAGCUGCUCCAAAAGCAAGCAUCGGGCACAAACAAGGCUAAAAAGGGUGUUGUAAUUACUGCAGCAGAAGAAAACAAACUAACAGUAGGUCUUAUAUAUGUCAAUGAGCAAUUUGAUGGUUGGAAAGAAGAAUGUUUAAGAAUACUUACAAGCAAAUAUAAUGUUGAGAAAGGAUCUUUUGCACCUGAUCAAGAGAUACUUGAAGCAUUAAAACAGAGUGCUGUUGGACAUGCAUCAAAUUUUAAGCAGAUCCAGAAGCUUUGCAUGCCUUUCCUUAGGUUUAAGAAAGAUGAAACUUUAUCAAUUGGUCCACAGGCUCUGGAUCUGAAAUUGCCUUUUGGUGAAAUUCAAGUUCUGCUGGAGAAUCGUGACUUGAUAAAGAGGCAAAUUGGUCUUGAACAUAUUGAAAUCCUGUCUGCAACAGAUGAAGUUGCACGAAGUAAAGCUGGCCCAUACAUCUCAUUUCUAAAUCAGAAUCCCCCUUCACCUGGCAAUCCUACUGCUAUCUUUUUAGGCAAAUUAGAGUAUUCUACUGCAGAACUUCAAAUUGGAGUCUAAAUAAAUGCUUUGGAAGUUUUACUAGGAAGGACUGCUUUAGGUUUGGCAUUAUUUCAAAGGCUAAACUGGAACCUAAGUUUUCAAAAUCUCACUAUUCAUGACAUAAACUGAACUGACAUCUAUCUGUUAUUUUAGAUUUAUUGGCAUUCAUGUCUAGAUUUAUUGCACAAGUUUCAAAUUUAUUUUUGGGGUAUAAUCUUAGUGUUUAGUCAUAUCACCAUAAGAAACUUAUUUACGGGAUUUUCAAUUCUUGUGCUGAAAUACAGGUACCAUUUUAUCUCCAUCAUGUAAUUCAAAUUUUGAUUUACAAGUUAAAGUUUCUGUUUAUCAAUUUGAAUACUGGAAACACGAGAAAUGCUUCAUUGAGAGUCCAUGGAUUCAAAUGGCAAUAAAGCAAGCUAAUAAUAUCACAAGGAAUUUUUUAGACGGAUUUUUAAUCACUGGGGACUGAUCGUUGACAAAGAAGUGUAUAAGGAAUUUUUCUCUUCUUUCUUACCAUGUGUACUGAUUUAUUUCUUUUCUAUUUCUUUCAGCUUUCAACCGGAAUUGGAUGGCUUGUCAGCAGUACUUCCACAGAAUUUUACACUUUUUUCUCAUGUUGCUACCAGCCAUAUUUCCCCACAGUUACAGUGCAACUUCAUGUUCUCUGAAUCAAUUUAUUUUUCAACAUUCAUGUGAGAUAGGCUAAAUUCUGAGUGGAAAAUGAUCGUAACUUAGUGUUGUGCUAUUGAUUUUAUACUGAUUUGUAUACAAGAAACUUAUUUUUUC